GAGGCUCCCGCCGGAUUCCGCUGGGCCGACUUCCGGCGCACGGCGGGCGCCCGGGCUCGGAGCGCGCGGGUGAGCGUGUAAGCGUGAGCUGCAGGACCGCCCUGUGUCGUUGCGGGAGCCCUCUCCGGUUCUAAGUAAACUUUUAUUUUCCUUUGGAAUUCCUGCUUUGCAGACAGAGCAAUGGCAGCCCGUGUACUUGUAAUUGGCGGUGGCGGAAGGGAACAUACACUGGCCUGGAAACUUGCACAGUCUAAUCGUGUCAAACAUGUGUUGGUUGCCCCGGGCAAUGCAGGCACUGCCUGCUUGGAAAAGAUUUCAAAUACUGCCAUCUCGAUAAGUGAUCACACUGCCCUUGCUCAGUUCUGCAAAGAUGAGAACAUUGAAUUCGUAGUUGUUGGACCAGAGGCACCUCUGGCUGCUGGAAUUGUUGGGAACCUGACCUCUGCAGGAGUGCGAUGCUUUGGUCCCACAGCAGAAGCAGCUCAGUUAGAGUCCAGCAAGAGAUUUGCCAAAGAGUUUAUGGACCGACACGGAAUCCCUACCGCACGGUGGAGAGCUUUCACCAGACCUGAGGAGGCCUGCAGCUUUAUUAUGAGUGCAGACUUCCCUGCUUUGGUUGUGAAGGCCAGUGGUCUUGCAGCUGGGAAAGGGGUGAUUGUUGCAAAGAGCACAGAAGAAGCCUGCAGGGCUGUACAGGAGAUCAUGCAGGAGAAAGCUUAUGGAGCAGCUGGAGAAACAAUUGUCAUUGAAGAACUUCUUGAAGGAGAAGAGGUUUCUUGUCUGUGCUUCACUGAUGGCAGGACCGUGGCCCCCAUGCCCCCAGCACAAGACCAUAAACGACUGCUGGAGGGCGAUCACGGCCCCAACACAGGGGGAAUGGGAGCCUAUUGUCCAGCACCUCAGGUUUCCAAGGAUUUGCUGCUGAAAAUAAAAAAUACAGUCCUUCAGAGGACAGUGGAUGGCAUGCAGCAGGAGGGUAUGCCAUACACAGGUGUCCUCUAUGCUGGUAUAAUGCUGACCAAGGAUGGCCCAAAAGUUCUGGAGUUUAAUUGCCGUUUCGGUGAUCCAGAGUGCCAGGUGAUCCUCCCGCUGCUUAAAAGUGAUCUUUAUGAAGUGAUUCAGUCUACCUUUGAUGGCCUGCUCCACACAUCUUUGCCUGUCUGGCUGGAAAACCGCACCGCCCUAACUGUCGUGAUGGCAAGUAAGGGCUACCCAGGAGAUUACACCAAGGGUGUGGAGAUAACAGGCUUUCCUGAGGCUCAAGCUUUAGGACUGGAGGUGUUCCACGCAGGCACUGCCCUGAAAGAUGGCAAAGUGGUGACUAGUGGGGGUAGAGUCCUUUCGGUAACAGCCAUCCAGGAAAAUCUCAUUUCAGCCCUUGAAGAAGCCACGAAAGGACUAGCUGCUAUAAAAUUUGAGGGAGCCAUUUACAGGAAGGACAUUGGCUCUCGUGCCAUAGCUUACCUCCAACAGCCCAGGGGCCUGACUUACAAGGAAUCUGGGGUAGACAUUGCAGCUGGAAAUAUGCUGGUCAAGAAAAUUAAACCUUUAGCAAAAGCUACCUCCAGACCAGGCUGUGAUGUUGAUCUUGGAGGUUUUGCUGGUCUUUUUGAUUUGAAAGCAGCUGGUUUCAAAGAUCCUCUUCUGGCCUGUGGAACAGAUGGUGUGGGGACUAAACUGAAGAUUGCCCAGCAGUGUAAUAGACAUGAUACCAUUGGCCAAGAUUUGGUUGCAAUGUGUGUAAAUGAUAUUCUGGCCCAAGGGGCAGAGCCCCUCUUCUUCCUUGAUUACUUUUCCUGUGGAAAACUUGACCUCGAUACAACUGAAGCUGUUGUUGCUGGAAUUGCCAGAGCCUGUGGGAAAGCUGGAUGUGCCCUCCUUGGAGGUGAAACUGCAGAAAUGCCUGACAUGUAUCCUCCUGGAGAGUAUGACCUGGCCGGUUUUGCCGUCGGUGCCAUGGAGCGGGAUCAGAAACUCCCCCACCUGGAAAAAAUCACCGAAGGGGAUGUUGUUAUUGGAAUAGCUUCAUCUGGUCUUCACAGCAAUGGAUUUAGCCUUGUGAGGAAAAUUGUAGCAAAAUCUUCCCUCCAGUACUCCUCUCCAGCACCUGAUGGCUGUGGUGACCAGACCUUAGGGGACUUACUUCUGACUCCAACGAGAAUCUACAGCCAUUCGCUAUUACCUGUCCUGCGUUCAGGACAUGUCAAGGCCUUUGCCCAUAUUACUGGUGGAGGAUUGCUAGAAAACAUCCCCAGAGUCCUUCCUGAGAAAUCUGGAGUGGAUUUAGAUGCCCAGACCUGGAGGAUCCCCAGGAUCUUCUCGUGGUUACAGCAAGAAGGACACCUCUCUGAGGAAGAGAUGGCCAGAACAUUUAACUGUGGGGUUGGGGCCGUCCUCGUGGUGUCAAAGGAUAGGACAGAGCAGAUUCUGAGGGAUAUCAAGCAGCACAGCGAAGAAGCCUGGGUGAUUGGCAAGGUGGUUGCGUGUCCUGAAGGUUCUCCUCGUGUGAAAGUCAAGCAUCUGAUUGAAACCAUGCAAGCAAAUGGAUCAGUAUUGGAGAAUGGCACUCUGAAAAAUCAUUUCUCUGUCCAACCAAAAAAGGCAAGAGUGGCUGUCUUAAUAUCUGGAACAGGAUCAAACCUCCAAGCCCUCAUAGACAAUACUAGGGAGCCAAGUAGCUGUGCACACAUCGUUGUUGUUAUCUCCAACAAAGCUGCAGUGGCUGGCUUAGAUAAAGCAGAAAGAGCCGGAAUUCCCACCAGAGUAAUCAAUCAUAAAUUAUAUAAAAGUCGUGUAGAAUUUGACACUGCAAUUGACCAAGUCCUUGAAGAGUUCUCCACAGACAUAGUCUGUCUUGCAGGAUUCAUGAGAAUUUUAUCUGGCCCCUUUGUCAGAAAAUGGAAUGGGAAAAUGCUCAACAUCCAUCCAUCCUUGCUCCCGUCUUUUAAGGGUUCAAACGCACAUGAGCAAGUCCUAGAAGCCGGGGUCACAGUCACUGGGUGUACUGUGCACUUUGUAGCUGAAGAUGUAGAUGCUGGACAGAUUAUCUUACAAGAAGCUGUUCCAGUGAAGAGGGGCGACACCGUUACAACUCUGUCUGAAAGAGUGAAAUUAGCAGAGCACAGACUAUUUCCCGCAGCCCUCCAGCUGGUAGCCAGUGGAACUGUACAGCUUGGAGAAAAUGGCAAGAUUCGUUGGGUCACAGAGUAGUGAAGUCUCCCCCGUUCAGGGCUAGAGCCAGUUCUGAAACAAGUCUGGCUAUCUGCAUUAUCAUGGACUCAGCCCAGAAGAACAACUGCUAAGAAAGAAUUCCUCACCCGCGCCUCUGGCCUUUUUUUUUUUUUUUUAACGAACAGAGAUUCAUUGAAAACAGGCCCGGUGCGGCAUGUCUGGGGCAUACGUGUGUCACCUCCAGCGGUCUUUUAGGGUUUACCUGUUCUGGACCUUCUUGAUCAUAAUCAAGCCGGUCAUUCAGAAUCCCUUUUACUUUCAGCCAAACAAGAUACCAAAACUUUUAGUCUCUCUUCUUCUGACGGAUACCACCUCCAUUUUUUGUAGUUACAUGUUCUCUAGUUUUUGAAGAGUUAACCAACAAGGCUAUUAAGUUAAUAUCUCUUCCCCAUAUUGUAUAUCUGUACUGGUUUGAGUUGAGACUGAUCUAGUCUAAUUACCCUGAUCAUAAUGUAGUGUCAUAAAAUGGGUGUGUAACUCCCACUUCUGAGGGAUGGUGUACUUUGUGCUUUGAAAUAUCAUUAAACAUCCUAGUUAUUGACA
Molecule: messenger RNA, 3774 nt
Organism: Acinonyx jubatus (cheetah)
Lineage: Eukaryota; Metazoa; Chordata; Mammalia; Carnivora; Felidae
Gene: GART
Product: phosphoribosylglycinamide formyltransferase, phosphoribosylglycinamide synthetase, phosphoribosylaminoimidazole synthetase
Exons: 22
Coding region: 181-3210 (1009 amino acids)
Biological process (GO): adenine biosynthetic process; 'de novo' IMP biosynthetic process
Cellular component (GO): cytosol
Molecular function (GO): phosphoribosylglycinamide formyltransferase activity; ATP binding; metal ion binding
Source: RefSeq, a predicted model, not a curated record